Molecule: messenger RNA, 1386 nt
Organism: Peronospora matthiolae
Lineage: Eukaryota; Oomycota; Peronosporomycetes; Peronosporales; Peronosporaceae
Source: the annotation of a GenBank genome assembly
AUGCCCAUUUCUGUCUCAUCAACGCUUGCAUCUGCUUCUGCUGGCAGCGACAGCCACCACCAGCAGAAGCAGAUGCAGUCUUCGAAGAGGUCCAAGUCCGUGCACUUUGCCACGACACAGGAACUAGAGACAUACAGACCUCAGCUGCCGUCGCACUACCCGACACCGUCCUUUGUCCGUCCUGUUCCUCAAAAGGGAUCCACCGCCCGACGCUAUACAAUAGAUGAAGUGGAGUUAUACUUUAGUGAAGAUCGCUCUGAAUAUCCUGUGCUGCUUGGUGACUACGCAGUGCAAAAAGCAGCUCGUCGCGAGAAUUUCGUGCUCUGUGGAUUCCUUGAGACUCGUCGCGUGACAUUGGGUCACACGAGUUGGACCACCCAUUGGGCCGAGCUGUAUCCUGGUAUUCUAAUGCUUCGCAAAUUCACCGACACAGCUCUUCGCAAAAGGUCGCUGCUUCCACUCGCGAAUUGCAAAUUGGCCUUCCUCGACCUGAAAGAACACCCGGUCAUGCAGAUGGAGUUUUUUUAUCAAGGAAGACGAGACACGAGCGUUCUUCGGUUCCAGACGAAACAGGAUUUGUUUCUGUGGUGGUGGUCGAUCCAAGUAGCUACCCAAGUACCAAUGGAACAUCAAUUGCUCCACAAGUCCAUGAGUCAGUCGACGGCGUCGCCAUUCCAGAUCAAAGAGGGAACGUAUCAAGUGGAUAACGUUCUUUUCCCUAAAAUUAUGCAGCCCGUACUCCAUCCGCGAAAAAAGAAGCUGCAAGCUCCUCGCGGGGUGACUCACCUCAUUUUUAUUCGCCACGGAGAGACUGAGAACAUCAAUUUUCGCGUUUGCGACAAAGACAAAAGGCUGACAAAGCGAGGGAAGCAACAGGCAAAGAUCACUGCAAAAUAUCUAAAUAGGAUGCUUCAGGCAAGAGGAAGUAACACCCCUUGCGUUCAUCUGGUGUAUGGAGGGUUGCGGCGGACUGUUGAGACGGCAGCCGUGUUUGACGAUGUCAUGCCGUGGAUCGCCAACAAGAACGAGUGCUGCUUUUUGGAGGACGGAGCGCCCAAAUCUGUCGAUAUUUACCAGCGCUACGAAUUCCGUGAGUCGAUGCACAAGAUGGCAUUUCAGAGCAUUUGUCGGUGGGACGGAGGCGAUAGCUUCGUGCGUAAUCCAAGCGGCGAGCCAGAGAACUUCAAGAUUGCCAUCGCACAUGCGAGUUUUAUCCAGUAUUGUAUGGCUCAAUGUUACAAUGUUCCUAAGGAGAUUGUUCAGCUGGGCGCCCCUAUUAGCCACUGCAGCAUUACGCGGAUCGACGUCAGGUCGAGUGAUGAAUUUGUCGGCAAGUUUUCUAACCUUGUUUCGCACUUGCCGCUCACUCACCAGACUUGUGAGUAA